UGAAAGCCCAAGUCUGCAUGUCUGCAACCGACAACUAUUUCCUCAACUCUCUCACUCUGUCUUUCUCAAAGCUAGAUUGGCCUGAUCUCAUCCUAAUUGUACUCCAAUAAUCUCUUACUCUUAAGAUAUUUCCACUUGCUCCACUUCACAAAUCUCAAGCUCCCUCAGUACCCCAACCCAAACCCCACUCUCUCUCUUUGUGAAGCGGAAGGCGGCCAAGAUGGGAUCAGUCUCGCUGAAAAUAGGAGAUGGAACUGCCAGAUUCAAGAGAGCAACUGUGUGCUCCUCAGCAGUCAACAUUCUUAUGAUCUUCUCUGUUAUCUCCACUAAUCUUUUUGCUCUCUAUGCCUUCACAUCCUCGCCCAAACAUCAUCAAAAUCAUAUCUUUCACAAUACCCACAAGAACAUCUCUCUAAUCUCUGAACAAGUCUCUCUAAUCCUAAGAGAGAUUGAUUCUUCCCAAAAAAAACUUGCAAAGAUGGAAAAGGAGCUCCUGGGCUACGAAACCAUCGAUAUUUCAAGACCCAAUAUUGCAAAUGAGCUCAAAAUUUUUCUACAACAUCACCAGCUGCCUCUUGGUAAAGAUUCAAGAACUGGGAUUACUGAAAUGGUGGCAUCUGUGGGGCAUUCUUGUGAGAAAUCUGCAGAUUUGUUGUCUCAGUACAUGACUUACAAGGUCUCUGGGCCUUGUCCUGAUGACUGGAGCCUUGGCCAGAAGCUGAUUUUGCGUGGAUGCGAGCCUUUGCCUAGAAGGAGAUGCUUUGCCAAGCCUGUUCCCAAGGUGGGUCUUUCUCCUUUUCCUAUUUCUUUAUGGAAGCCUGUUAGUGAAAAGAUACUAACUUGGAGUGGUCUUGGUUGCAAGAAUUUUGAGUGCUUAAAUAAAAAGAAAUUGAGUAGGGAAUGUGUUGGUUGCUUUGAUUUGGCUAAUGGAUAUGAAAAUCAAAAGUUUGUUAAGGCUAAAAGCAAGAGUGAUUUUCUUAUUGAUGAUGUGUUAGCUUUAGCAAGUGGAGGAAUUAGAAUAGGAUUUGAUAUUGGUGGUGGGUCAGGCACCUUUGCUGCUAGAAUGGCAGAGAGAAAUGUGACUGUGAUCACUAACACUCUGAACAUUGAUGCUCCAUUUAGUGAAUUCAUUGCAGCAAGAGGGCUUUUCCCUUUGUACUUGAGCCUAGAUCAUAGGUUCCCUUUCUAUGAUAAUGUCUUUGAUUUGGUCCACGCAUCUAGUGGACUGGAUGUGGGGGGCAAACCUGAAAAAUUGGAGUUCUUAAUGUUUGACAUUGAUCGCAUUUUGAGAGCUGGUGGAUUGUUUUGGUUGGAUAGCUUGUAUUGCACUGAUGAGGAGAAGAAGAGGACUUUAACUCGAUUGAUAGAGAGGUUUGGGUAUAAAAAGCUGAAAUGGGUUGUGGGAGAGAAGGCAGAUGCAGCUAAUUCAGGAAAAUCUGAUGUUUAUUUGUCAGCAGUGCUGCAAAAGCCAGCAAGAGUGUGAUGAUUAUGGUUUUCACAGGAAACUGCAAGAGGUAAGAAUGUCACUCACAUUUCUAGCUUUUUUGUCUACACAGAAUUUGUGUGAGUUCAUUGCCUCAAACGUCAACAUUAAUUUUGUUUCUAGGUGCAGUAAGUUCAUCAAUUGUUUCUUUUCUCAACUGCAAACAAGCAGUUGUGCAAAGUGAUAUAUCUUUUGUGUAAUUUACUAAUUUAAGAGAACUUUGUCUUUUAUUGUGUAUUCUACUUGAUUUUACUUAUCCAAGCUGAAGUAAAUGUUAGGAAAUGGAAAAAUUUAGUGUA
This is a messenger RNA of Hevea brasiliensis (rubber tree), 1782 nucleotides long. Its product is annotated as probable methyltransferase At1g29790. NCBI's taxonomy places the organism in Eukaryota, Viridiplantae, Streptophyta, Magnoliopsida, Malpighiales, Euphorbiaceae. Gene Ontology annotation, molecular function: methyltransferase activity. The transcript has a single exon. Bases 221 to 1483 code for a protein of 420 amino acids. The record is from RefSeq and is a predicted model, not a curated record.